AUGUUGAAACCUAACCAUGAAGCCGAGUCAAUUAAAUCACGGAAUACGUCCGUGUCUAGCGGCAGCACUGAAACAGAGAGCACUGUAUCACGCACUGAAUUACGGUCCCAGCGACUUGCUGGCUCUAUCAAGUCCCGGCUACGAUCGAGGUCGAAUACAAGCGCGCAUAUAGAUCGAGUCUACUCGGCACCUCAUCUUGACAAUCAGGGCGUCUAUUACAGUGACAAUGAGGAAGAUGUCCAGCCAAUAGGCAAUGAGACGUCUGAAGCUGUGCAGGAAGUAAGAGGGGGCAUUGUCAACGAGCGAGAUCUUGAUCUGGAGAGAGGACAGGCGCAGGGAGCUGAACUAGAAAAGUCCGGGACAAUCUCAUGGGAUGGCCCCGAUGACCCCGAUAACCCUAAGAACUGGUCCAGCAGGAAGAAAUGGGCCGCCACCAUCACUGUCUCUUCCUUUACAUUUAUCUCCCCGGUGUCCUCGUCAAUGGUGGCACCCGCUCUGCAGACUAUCACGGCCGACUUCAAUAUUCAAAAUGAAGUUGUUUCCCAGCUCACGCUGUCGAUUUUCGUCUUGGCCUACGCCGUUGGCCCGCUGUUCCUCGGCCCACUCUCUGAAAUAUAUGGCCGAGUCAUAGUGCUGCAACUGGCCAACUUAUUUUACCUCGUCUUCAACAUUGGAUGCGGUGUGUCGCAGACUGCAGUGCAGAUGAUUGUCUGUCGGUUUUUUGCGGGACUGGGUGGGAGUGCUCCGUUGGCUGUAAGUCCCCAUCCACACAUUCCAACGUCUACUCAUUAUCUCCACGGAGUGUGCUUGCUUACAACACAUACCAUAUACCAGGUCGGCGGUGGCGUUCUAUCGGAUUGCUUCCGAGCCGAAGAGCGCGGCAAGAGCAUCGCAAUCUACAGUCUCGCACCACUGCUCGGGCCGGCAGUCGGGCCAAUUGCCGGCGGCUUCAUCGCCGAGAACACCUCCUGGCGCUGGGUCUUCUACGCGACCUCCAUCGCCGACGGAUUUAUUCAGGUGGCCGGGCUGUUCUUCCUGCGCGAGACCUACGGCCCCAAGAUUCUACGGGACCGCGCCCACCGGCUGCGCAAAGACACGGGAGACCAGAGCUACCAAACCGAGACAGAGCGCCAAAACAAAUCCCUGCCACACGUCCUGCGCACAUCGCUGAUCAGACCAUUCCGGCUCCUUCUCACGCAGUCGAUCGUCCAAGUCCUCGCGAUCUACAUGGCCUACGUAUACGGGAUCAUGUACCUCGUCCUCUCGACCUUCCCAACCCUCUGGACCAGUCCCGAAUACUACAAUGAAUCCACUGGAAUCGGCGGCCUAAAUUACAUCUCCCUCGGUGUGGGUUUCUGGCUCGGGUCACAAAUCUGCGCCCCGCUCAACGACCGCAUCUACAGACGCCUCAAAGCAAAAAACAACAACACGGGACGACCCGAGUUCCGCGUGCCGCUCCUCUUCGUCGCGGCAUUACUCCUCCCCGCGGGUCUGUUUAUCUACGGCUGGACCGCGCAAACGCACUGCCACUGGAUCGCGCCGAAUAUCGGGGCGUGCAUCAUCGGCAUGGGUAGUAUCGUCGCAUACCAGUGUCUCCAGACGUAUAUGGUGGAUGCGUACACGCGGUUUGCGGCGAGUGCCCUUGCGGCUACCGCAUGUCUGCGCUCGCUCGCUGGUUUUGGGUUCCCCCUUUUUGCGCCGUAUAUGUACCAAUCACUGCAUUAUGGCUGGGGGAAUAGUGUGCUUGCGUUUGUGGCUAUUGGGAUUGGGAUUCCUGCGCCGCUGCUUUUGUGGAGGUUUGGGGAGUCGUUGCGGAAGCGGAGUACUUAUGCUACUGGGUAG
Molecule: messenger RNA, 1842 nt
Organism: Penicillium alfredii
Lineage: Eukaryota; Fungi; Ascomycota; Eurotiomycetes; Eurotiales; Aspergillaceae
Product: MFS transporter
Exons: 2
Coding region: 1-1842 (613 amino acids)
Biological process (GO): transmembrane transport
Molecular function (GO): transmembrane transporter activity
Source: RefSeq, a predicted model, not a curated record